UUCACCAUCGUCUAACCAUUUCGUAAUUUUUUCUUUGAGCCAGCCAUCCAAAAUGCCUUCGCAUUAAGUCAUAUAGAAAAAACAGCCUAAAUGCAGCAAUCCCAGCAACAAUGAUGAGCAGCGUUGGUGCUAGUGGAGGGGAGAUGUCGGCCAGCAACAAAAAUCCCACAAUCAACCCCCUUCGGUGGUUUGCUGAUAUUCUCCUACCAUCUCCAUUUCUACCGUUUGCCCCAAAAACUGCGGCGCGACCCAAUAACUAAAGUCAAGUCAGUCGUCAACCUGUUUGCAACUCUGCCAAGAAUAAGCCAGCCAAGCUGGCAUUGAGUGGGCUCGUUUUUCUCUUGUUCGUCUAUUUUCGGUCACUGUGACGUCGUUUGUAUAGCAAAACCCUAAGAACAACAACAACAACAACAAAUCGCGGCCCUCACCUCCUCAAAGAACCUGGCUAGUGAGCAUUGCCGCCAACAUCAAACCGAGAAGAACCACACAACAGUAAAAUCAACUGCAGUGGUCAGAACGGAGCACAGAGAAAAGCAGCAAGCGAGAAAAGGAAAGCGAGCAACAAAACCAGCAACAGCAACAACAAAAACAGCAACUCAAAAGCCUUGAGGCAGCCUAAAGUCAAAAACGUAUCAAACAGAAGUACUUUAAACUUUAAACAGAGGAAACAAAGCUUUAAAAAGAAACCAAACACCAUUCAUCCAUUCAUUCAAGCACACAAAUAUACAAACACUCACACACACACGUACACAUCCAUUUACUCGAAGUCAUAUAAACUCACUCCCACACAUCAACAAAAACUUGGCCUCUCACUCACUCCAGUUGGUCGGAACUCCAGUUGGUAGUAGUCGCCGUUGUCUCAACCCCUCUAUCAGGAGCAAAAUUCAUCCCAUCAAAAGAAGAAAGGGAAAGACAUGUCUUCACCAGCCACACAGCAUCCACCAACGCAGCAAAAAACAGCAACUCCAGCCGCCUCCUCCAACACCACCACCAACAACAAUAUACAUGAGAAAUCGGGAGCUGUAAAUACAAAUAAAGGAUCGGCAGCAUCAGCAACGGCGGCCGCAGCGUCAGCCGGAGGCGGUGGUGGCGGUGGUGGUGGCACCGGCAACAAUGUCCACGAUAGUCCCAUAAAGAAGCCGCCAUUAAACACCAAAGAUCGUGUCGUCGACAGUGUGCCCUUUCCACCCAGCCGCAAGCUAACAUCUGUGGACAUAUUCGAUCCACGCACUGGCAAGCCACAGCACGAUAUCCUUAAGCAACAUUUCAUUUUGGAGGGUCGCAUCGAAGAGGAUGCCGCUCUGCGAAUCAUACGGGAUGGGGCGGCCUUGUUGCGCCAGGAGAAGACCAUGAUUGAUAUUGAGGCUCCGGUGACCGUGUGCGGUGAUAUACAUGGACAGUUCUACGACCUAAUGAAGCUUUUUGAAAUUGGCGGUUCUCCGGCUACCACAAAGUAUUUGUUCUUGGGCGAUUAUGUGGAUCGGGGUUAUUUCAGCAUUGAGUGUGUCCUCUAUCUGUGGUCGCUUAAGAUCACCUAUCCCACAACACUGUUUCUGCUACGGGGCAAUCACGAGUGUCGUCAUUUGACGGAAUAUUUCACAUUUAAGCAGGAGUGCAAGAUGAAAUACUCGGAGCGAGUGUACGAUGCAUGUAUGGACGCAUUUGAUUGUUUGCCGCUGGCGGCUCUAAUGAAUCAACAGUUCCUUUGUGUCCACGGGGGUCUGUCGCCAGAGAUACACGAACUAGAGGAUAUACGCCGGUUAGAUCGCUUCAAGGAGCCGCCCGCCUUUGGGCCCAUGUGCGAUCUGUUGUGGUCCGAUCCCUUGGAAGAUUUUGGCAAUGAGAAGAACUCCGACUUCUAUACGCACAAUUCGGUUAGAGGCUGUUCAUAUUUCUACAGUUAUGCAGCAUGUUGUGAUUUUCUUCAGAACAACAAUCUGCUGUCGAUUAUACGGGCUCACGAGGCGCAGGACGCCGGCUAUCGUAUGUAUCGCAAAUCGCAAACUACCGGCUUUCCAUCGCUCAUUACCAUCUUCUCAGCGCCCAACUACUUGGAUGUGUACAACAACAAGGCUGCUGUUUUGAAAUAUGAAAAUAAUGUCAUGAACAUCCGCCAAUUCAAUUGUUCACCUCAUCCCUAUUGGCUUCCAAAUUUCAUGGAUGUUUUCACCUGGUCUCUACCAUUUGUGGGCGAGAAGGUCACCGAAAUGUUGAUGAAUGUCUUGAACAUUUGCUCGGACGAUGAGCUUAUGACUGAGCAGGAGGAGCCCUGCUCGGACGAUGAGGCAGCGGCCCGCAAAGAGGUCAUACGCAAUAAGAUACGAGCCAUUGGUAAAAUGGCCCGCGUCUUCUCUGUACUGCGCGAGGAGUCUGAGUCUGUUUUGCAGCUUAAGGGUCUAACGCCCACCGGAGCCCUGCCCUUGGGUGCUUUGUCCGGUGGCAAGAAAUCGUUGACGAAUGCCAUGCAAGGCUUUUCGCCCAAUCACAAAAUCGCCUCGUUUGCGGAAGCCAAAGGUUUGGAUGCGGUCAAUGAGCGCAUGCCGCCCCGACGUGAUGCCUCGCCUUCACCAGCGGAAGAGGGCCAAAAGACAUUGUCUCAACAAGCAGCCGAGGCGGCUAAUGCUUUAGCCAGUUCCAAUGCGAAUUCAAUCAAUGGAUAAUUCUAAGUCACUCACAUACAUCCUCCACACCCACACACACGAAAGAAAACUAAAUGAAGUUUAAGGCUUAUCUAUAAUUUAAUUCUUCCUCCUCCUCCACCUCCUUCUACUAUAACUACUACUACUCUACAACUACAGCUACUUCGCCAUCACCACAACCAUCAUCACAAUCUUCUCUCGCCCCGACACACGAUACACACCUAUGUCAUCAUCAACAACUCCUUGGUUUAUAAAAUAGUGCAUCUCCCAGCAUCAUUCGUCAUAGGAAGAAGGAGUAAGUUAUUCAAAACAAACAACACACACACUGUGUAAUACAACAUAAAGAAGAAGAUAUGGAGAAGAAGCAGAAGAAGAAGAAAAACAAUUUAAUUUAGCAUAUAUCAAAAACAAAUUAAGCAAACAUUUAACUUAAUUUCACAUUUUUCGAAAGUUUUUAAAAAGAAAAAGUCAUAUUGAAGAAAUAAACCACAUUUAUGAAGUUAUAAACAUGUUAAGAAAAAGUCAACUAAUAAAACAUAAUUGAAAAGAGAUAUUUAACAAACAAACAAACAAAAAAAAAACAAAUAAAUGAAGCAACAACAAGAACACUAAAUUAAUUAGAAAUAAAAGAGAAAACAUAUGUAUUUCCAAAUGUCUAUCGCUCUCCCAAUCUCCACUCUCUCUCUCUCUCUCUCUCUCUAUCGCUCUAUCUCAAACUCUAAAACUCUAUCUGUCUAACUCUAAAAAAGAAGAAAAAAAAACUUUCCAAACAUUUUAGAUAGCUCUAACUAAUCUUUAACCUAAACUGCAAAAAUUAUAUAAAUAAAAGAUAAAAAACAAUUUAUAACCGCAACAACAUAAUUUUUAUGAUUUACACUUAAACAAAAGAAAAUGGAAGUUUUUCUGGUUUUUUUUCGGUCUAAAAGCCUUAACAAUGUUGCCAACGUGUUUAUUUUAGAAGAACAGCUGUUAUAAAACAGAGUGUAAAGCAUACUGCGCUGAAGGCUUUUACUUAUUCCAUUCCGAUUUUUUUUUUUUCAGAGAAAACUAAAACUAAAACUUACUUCCUUCGUACUUAAUUCAAUAUUUUAACUACUCACUCCAUCCAUCCUUCCUGACAUCCUGCUCACCAUCAUAUUUAAUUUGGUCUCAUUCACCCCACAUUUCUCCCUCUCACUAUCUUACUCUUAUACUACUACUAAUGAUCAUAGUGUAUGUGGUCUUAUACGUGCCAUCUUUUUUAAAAACUUUAAACAAUUGUUAGUCAUAUAUAAAUAUUUUUUUUUUUUUUUUUUAAAUAAAGGAAAAAAAAUCUAAAAUUUGUUAAGGCUCGGAGAAGAAUAUGGAAAAAACACAUAGAAGAACAACAACAUCAAUAAUGCUAUAAUUAAGAUAAGAUUAAAAAACUAUUCAAAACCAAAUAACAGAAAAAGAAACAUCCACACACAUAGACAGUUAUAAUUGGUCUCUUUAAGAAUCUCUGUUGAUUUUGUUUCACUUAAUUAUUAUUUAUUAUUUUUCUUCUUUUUAAAUUAUAAAACAUAUGAUGGUUUAUAUAGGGUUUUUUUUUUAAUGUUAUAAUACAUUUUUUGAUGUUAUUGUUUAAUUUAUUUUGUUUUUGUUCUUAAAUAUUUUUUAAUUUAUUUUAAGAGUACAUUUUUCCUAAAUAAAAAAGUUGUUUUAAAUUUAAAUUAAAAAUAAGUUGUCUUAUUUUACACUGGCUGCACACUUUUAUAACAAAGUGCUGCUAAUCUUACGUGCUUACUUCACGAAGUGUGUGUUUCAACACGGAAUGUGUUGUCACUCGUUUCGUACUGUUUCCACAAGUACCGCAUUUUAAAUAUGUACAGUAAAUUUGUUAGCAACUAGGGAGAAACUUUGAAACGAAUGGUCGGAAUUUUAAAUUAGGAUGAGUUUUUUAAGCUACAAUGGAGCAAAAUGCGCAGACUUUUUUUUUAUAAAUUAACCAACGCACACGAACGAGUUGCCGCAACGCUAAAAACCUUCCGAAAGUUCCCGAAAUCGGUAAAAUCGUAAAAUCAAAUGAACUUUUGUAAAUGCUAAAGAAUUCCAGGUGUUGACGAAUCGACUAAGGUUUGCAACAAAAAAAAAAUAAUUCUAUGGCAAUUCUAUAUAUAUAGUACAAUGGUAUGUUUAGAUGACAACGACAGAGGUUGGAAUAACCUUUGAGAGGAAAAUGGGAACUAACAUCGCUAUUUAAAUCUCUGAUAUGUUUUUUUGAUAUCUCCCCAACAUCAUGUAACGUAGAUUUGAGCUGUAGACAGUUUCUAUAGUCUCAAAAGUUAAAAGUUGGGUCAACUGCAUGCACCAGAGGCUUGUAUUGCUUUGUUGCACAAAUUAAGCAAGACAAAUUUUGGGCAAGCGCGAAUUGCGACAGUAGCCCUUGAGGCAUGGUAUAUAUAUUUCCGCUUUAAAAUAUUUUGUUGGAAGAGGGAAAAUGUCAAGCAAAUGUUCUGUGGUAAUAUUUUUUACGAACAAUUUAAUCGAGAAUACUUUUUAUACCCACCCACAAUAGGAAGCGUUCACACUAAUCUUGUCAAUCCAUUUGUAAGACAUCGAAAUAUGGAUCUGCGACCAAAAAACCCUUAUGAAUAAUUGAACGUCUUACUUUGCGUCUAUCAUAAUCGAAUAAAUCUAACCUUUUGAAAAUUUGCACAGAUACUUCCUAGUGAUGUGGUUGGUAGAAAGUUCUAACUUGCAUGAGAAGGGUUGUAAUUGAAAACCGACUAUAGGUUAAAGAAUUUUGUUAGCUUUUCCGUCAAUGAUGAUAUUGUCACUAUCUAAACUGAAGAGUUAUGUUGACCAUGUCAACAUUUUAUACCGUCACUGACUACACUAACCUAUUGAAAUUGCCUACUCAUUUCAUAGUUGCAAAAAUUGUUCCAAAAAACUCUUGAUUACCAAGAAAUAAUAGAAACACUGGAUUUAGGAGUAAGUCAAGUUUAGCAUUGUCAAUUUAAAUGUCAAUGGUGAUGUUUAUAAAUUUAUAUUUUUUUUUACCUAAUUCAAGUAUUUCUUUACUUUUAAACCCAAGACCUUUUAACCAAUUUAACAAGAAAUCGAAUAAACUAUGUCUGGCCAAUAUGUUUCUAGUUGUAAUUUAAUAUUCAUUGGCAAUCCAGCUGUAAUAUUUGAUUUUUUGUUAAAAAUAAA
Messenger RNA from Stomoxys calcitrans (stable fly), 5813 nucleotides. RefSeq names its product serine/threonine-protein phosphatase 2B catalytic subunit 3. Gene Ontology annotation, molecular function: calmodulin binding; calmodulin-dependent protein phosphatase activity. The transcript has 3 exons. Gene Ontology annotation, biological process: calcineurin-mediated signaling. Gene Ontology annotation, cellular component: cytoplasm; calcineurin complex. The record is from RefSeq and is a predicted model, not a curated record. NCBI's taxonomy places the organism in Eukaryota, Metazoa, Arthropoda, Insecta, Diptera, Muscidae. Bases 915 to 2660 code for a protein of 581 amino acids.